AUGCGAGCUUCCAGCCGAGCGACUGUGACGCGUAUCAUCAACGAUCUGAAGUCUCUCUUAGCUACAUCGCCCCACGAUCCUGCUCAGCUUACUGCAAAGCUUACGUUUCUCGAAACAAAAUCAUCAACCUUGACUCAGCUCAACCAAGAGACCCAGGCCCUUAUCGACGAAGCAUCCUUGGAAGCAGAAUGCGAGGCCUGCGAUCAGUACUCUGAAUCUAUUAUCACUAUCUCGGUUCAAGUCCAUGAAGCUCUGAACACCGCGCUCGGUGCGAUGAGACUGGCAUCCGCUCAGGUCGGCGGUGCUCCACAGCCUUCGUCUGCUCCAUCUCAAGGCGUGGGCCCUCCUGCAGACGGCGUCAAAUUGCUGAAGUUGCGGAUUGACCACUUUCCUGGUGAGCUGUCUCAGUGGCAAGGUUUCUGGGAUCAGUUUCGUGUCAGUAUUCAUGAGAACCCCAGACUUUCUAACGUCAACAAGUUCAAAUAUUUGCUCUCACUCGUCACCGGACCCGCUGCUCGAGCGAUAGAGGGACUAUCACUCAGGGACGAGAACUACGUUACGGCCGUCGAUAUCCUCAAGGCACGGUUUGGCAAGACUGAGCUUUUGGUGAGCGACCACUUGGAUUCUUUGUUCGACUUGCCCCCUGUGAAGUCUGUGGAUGAUGUCAGAAGUUUGAGGAAGUUUCAUGAGACUGUUACGGUUCGAAUUCGGAAUCCUCAGAGUCUGUGUGUAUCACGAAGCCAAUAUUCGAUUACUAUUUUCCGGGCAAUUCUUCAGAAGAUACCUCCACCAUUUGAGUUGGAAUACUAUCGUGUGAAGAUAACCGACUCUGCAACCGCAUCGGCAGCCGCAUCGACGGCCGAUGAUCUGUCAUCACUUUUGGAUUUCCUUGAAAAAGAAAUUGAGUUUCGAGAACGGGUCCGCAAGCCGACAGCUUCGUCUAAGGAGGAUACUGCUGAUCGCCGCAAGACACCACUUUACCCUUCUGCUGCUUCUUUAGCAGCCAGCGCGACGGAAGCGGUGUCCAAGCAAGUCCCAUGA
Messenger RNA from Ornithodoros turicata, 1041 nucleotides. RefSeq lists its product as uncharacterized. NCBI's taxonomy places the organism in Eukaryota, Metazoa, Arthropoda, Arachnida, Ixodida, Argasidae. The record is from RefSeq and is a predicted model, not a curated record. The transcript has a single exon. Bases 1 to 1041 code for a protein of 346 amino acids.